Messenger RNA from Selaginella moellendorffii, 1050 nucleotides. Its product is annotated as methylsterol monooxygenase 2-2. The transcript has 7 exons. Lineage: Eukaryota; Viridiplantae; Streptophyta; Lycopodiopsida; Selaginellales; Selaginellaceae. The record is from RefSeq and is a predicted model, not a curated record. Gene Ontology annotation, molecular function: iron ion binding; C-4 methylsterol oxidase activity. The coding region runs from base 122 to 1006 and encodes 294 amino acids. Gene Ontology annotation, biological process: sterol biosynthetic process; 4-alpha-methyl-delta7-sterol oxidation.
GAUUGUUAGGGUUUGCGAGAGAUCUCUGCGCGUUCUCCCUGGAUCUGUGCGCGAUGGAGCGCCUCUGCGAGGAAUUCUCUUGAGGAAACCACUGUGUGACGGACGAGCGCUGGAAAGAGCGAUGGCGGCACCGUCUUCUUGGCUGGAAUCCGCUUGGCAGUACUUAAUCGACAACUAUAGCGAACUCCAGCUUGUCACCAUUGGGAGCUUUGUUCUUCACGAAUUCGUCUUCUUCUCCUUUGGCCUGCCCUAUCUCUUCAUGGAGAUUGCUGGCCUGCGAAAGUAUAAGAUCCAGAACAAAGUCAACACUUACGCCGCGCAAGUGAAAUGCCUUGUGAGGCUGCUCUUCUAUCACACUUGCGUGAAUCUUCCGCUGAUGGGAGCCUCGUAUCCAAUUUUCAAGUACAUGGGCUUUACAAGCAAGCUGCCUUUGCCUUCAUGGAAGACGGUCGUGUUCCAGAUCCUCUCCUACUUCAUCCUUGAGGACUUUAUCUUCUACUGGGGCCACCGAGUUCUUCACACCAAGUGGCUGUACAAGCAUGUCCACUGUGUUCAUCAUGAAUAUGCUACUCCAUUCGGUCUCACGUCGGAGUACGCUCAUCCCGCAGAGAUCCUGUUCCUGGGCUUUGCAACGAUUUUCGGACCAGCUAUAACAGGCCCUCAUCUCUUCACGCUCUGGCUCUGGAUUAGCCUUCGCGUUUUGGAGACCAUUGAAGCACACUGCGGCUAUGAUUUCCCCUGGAGCCCCUCCAAGUUUCUUCCUCUCUAUGGCGGCGCGGAGUUUCACGACUACCACCACAGGCUUCUCUACACCAAGUCCGGAAACUACUCCUCGACAUUUACUUACAUGGAUUGGAUUUUUGGCACGGAUAUUGGCUAUCGAAAGCUCAAAGCGCUCAAAGAAAUGGGCGACGAGAUCCCUGAGCCAGUGGUGGCGAUCGACGAGCAUUUGACCAAUGGAAAAUGUGAGAACGAUCAAAGCAAACAAAGCCUUCUUUGCGACUAGACUAUGUAAUCUCCUUUUAUUAAAGUCUUCAGGAAUUAGGGUUC